AAAAGAAAGUGGGAGGUGAUGUGAACCAAACAUUUACACACGACAGGGCUGUUCGUAUUUCAUCCAGAGGAGCGCAUGGAUCCGAGCUCAGGCACACUGUCCACCGCUGUCCUGGAUGCUGCACAGAUUGAGACAGGAGGCUGCUCCAUCCCUCGGUUUUUUACUUACAGCGAUUAACAUUCAUUGCUACAUUAGUGAAGGGUUAAACUAGGCACACAGAGGAAGAGCACAGAAGCUGCUGUUUGGUGUAUUUUCCUGGCGAAGGUAGUGCUGUGGAGAUGGAGCGGUGGAAAGGCAGAGUGGCCCUGGUGACAGGAGCUUCUGUGGGGAUUGGAGCGGCAGUAGCUCGGGCACUGGUCCAGCAAGGCAUGAGGGUUGUCGGCUGUGCCAGGAGUGUCGACAAAAUAGAGAAACUGGCAGCAGAGUGUCAGAGUGCAGGCUACAGUGGCACACUGAUCCCUUACAAGUGUGACCUGUCCAAUGAGGAGGAGAUCCUGUCUAUGUUUUCAGCCAUAAAGACGCUGCACAAGGGCGUGGACGUGUGCAUCAACAACGCUGGGCUCGCCCACAACGAGCCACUGCUCAGCGGAAAGACAGAGGGCUGGAGGAACAUGAUUGAUGUAAAUGUCUUAGCCCUGUCCAUCUGCACCCGUGAGGCCUACAAAUCAAUGAAGGAGAGGAAUGUGGACGAUGGCCACAUCAUCAAUAUUAAUAGUAUGGGUGGACACCGAAUGGUACCAAGUGCUGAUGAGCACUUCUAUUGUGCCACGAAAUACGCUGUGACGGCUUUGACUGAAGGGUUACGGCAAGAGCUUCGAGAAGCAAACACCCACAUUAGAGCCACAUGUAUAUCUCCUGGAUUGGUGGAGACUGAGUUCGCCUUCAGGCACCACAACAGUGAUCCAGAGAAAGCAGCUGCAGUGUAUGAGAGUAUAAAAUGUCUGAAAGCUGAAGACAUCGCCAGUGCAGUCACAUUUGUCCUCAGUGCCCCCCCUCAUGUCCAGAUUGGAGAUGUGCAGAUGAGGCCAGUGGAGCAGGUGUCGUAGCUGUGAAACAGAAAGCUGCAGACAGGAGGAGCAGACGGAUGGCAGCCUCGGUAACUCCUCAGCGACCUCUGCUGGGCGAGGGGAAGAAAGGGUUGGGGGACAAAACAAAUCAACUACAGCUGUGUCGGAUCUGCAGAGACCUGGUCGAAGAAGGGCUGGAGCCUUGAGGAGGCUGUGCAGAGGAAAUGAAGGGGGUGGACUUAAUAAAACCACUACGAGAAUACUACUGAAUGCUUUUUUUUUUGUAAAGGCAUGGUCCUGAACUGAGCUGAAACUCCAAACUACAGUAGGAACAAACACGAGAGGAGGGAGCUGCUGCUGUGCUACGUGGUCAUCUGCACGACCGCCACUACAGAGGGAACAGAAUGCCAUUGAUUGCACAUGUUUAUGUUCUGUUUUUGUAGGUCAUAUGACAUAUCUUUUUGAAAUUACAUGGAAAAAGAAGUAAUUGCUGUUGAUGACCGUUUUCUUUUGUUUCAAUUUUUUAUAUAUAUUUUAACUUUGAUCAUAGCUAGAUGUGGUCUCAUAUUUACUAACCACAUACAACACUAUGCCGUACUCACUGUAACUAAUCAGUUCGUCCAUCCUGCCAUCUUUACACUCAGUUCAUUUUCCACAAAACAUGUAGUCACCCAGUUUCAUCCCCUGUUAAAGAUAUCAGGAAGAGUCUCAAACACAGAUGCCCUUCUCUGUUAAGCACACAAGUUGCUACUAUCCGCUUUUCUGCUCAAGUACAUCCAGUUAUUCUGCACUUUGGAUUCAUGUAUGAGGAGUCAUAAGAAAGUGAAACACUGGCAACUUAUGUAGGGGGGAAAGACUAACUCCAUGCACAUGUAUACCCUAGAAAUGUGUACCUUUUCAGUGGAAAUUUCUCCUUAAAUGAAUAAAUAAAAAGGAUUGCCCAGA
Molecule: messenger RNA, 1952 nt
Organism: Notolabrus celidotus (New Zealand spotty)
Lineage: Eukaryota; Metazoa; Chordata; Actinopteri; Labriformes; Labridae
Gene: dhrs11a
Product: dehydrogenase/reductase (SDR family) member 11a
Exons: 7
Coding region: 279-1046 (255 amino acids)
Source: RefSeq, a predicted model, not a curated record